AUGGAUUCCUCAAGUUUGCACGAGGCUCAGAAGGAAGAUGGUAAAGUUAUUCAGCAAAUAAACUUCCAGGAAAAAGAGGACGAAACAGAGGACGAAUUACAGCAGCAAACAGAUAUCAUCACCUACAUGGGAUAUGAACUAUACUGGGCUGCAGAAAGAGGCAAAAUCAACAAUGUCAUGUUGGAAAGGAGAAACAAUCUCCAAAGCUUACUCACUCCAAAUAAGAACACAAUCCUUCAUAUUUAUAUCACAUCGACUUCUUCUGAAGAUCUUGAACAAACAGAGUUUCCCAAUGCGAAAAAGGAGACUCCUCUUCACAUAGCAGCUAGGUAUGGACAUGCUUCGAUAGUGGAGCUACUCAUUCAACAUGCAAAAGCUCUUCAUCCUCAAAACCUUGAGGGAGAUGUAGAAGCAGCCAGGCAGAUGAUGAGGAUGCCUAAUCAAAAUCAAGAUACAGCUUUCCAUGAGGCGGUUCGAUUUCAGCAUCUAAGCGUGGUGAAGAUAUUGAUCAGGGAAGACUGCGAUUUCGUACAUUCGGCUAAUGAGGAGGGUGAGACUCCACUCUACAUGGCAGCCGAGAGAGGAUACAGUGACAUUGUGUUUGAGAUAUUAGACAAGUGCAAAUCACCAGCUACUGGUGGUCCUGAUGGCAGAAAUGUUCUGCAUGCUUCAACUAUACGCAAAGAGAGAGGAAAAAUGGGAGCACUAACGUUGAAAGAAGCAGAUAAAAUGGGCUGGACUCCAUUACACCAUGCUGCAAAUAUGGGAUAUUUUCCUGCAGUGAAACUGUUUAUAGAAUCACCCAUUGAUCGAGAAGCAGCCUACAUGAAGGACACUCAAGGAAACACUGCUCUUCAUCUUGCAGUUGCUUUAAAUCAUGAGUUGACAAUGUCGGAAAUUAUAAAAUGA
Ziziphus jujuba (common jujube) is the source of this 909-nucleotide messenger RNA. RefSeq lists its product as uncharacterized. The transcript is spliced from 3 exons. The record is from RefSeq and is a predicted model, not a curated record. The coding region runs from base 1 to 909 and encodes 302 amino acids. Gene Ontology annotation, molecular function: protein binding. NCBI's taxonomy places the organism in Eukaryota, Viridiplantae, Streptophyta, Magnoliopsida, Rosales, Rhamnaceae.